AUGGUCCGGCUCAACGGGAAAGCUGCAGGAAUCAUGCACACGUUCAGUGCCCUCACAACCACUGACAUCACUGGCUUUGGGGUUUGGGAACAGGAACCUUCCCCUGGGAAGAUGAAGCUCUCUGGAAGAGGCUUCUUAGACAUGACCAUCUCCAGGAACCAGCGGGCAACCUUUAAGUCUUGCAGACGUCUCUUGAAAGAACUGGAGAACCUUGAGGACCACACUCUCCUGUUGGAAAAGUGCCUGAGGAAGCUCCGUGGGGAGGGCAGCUCCCACCACCUUCCACGCGAAGAACGCCCAGGGCCAGUGUACAAACGAGCACCUGCUAGGAACCACCAGCCAUGUGGGGGGUGUGGGAAAGCUUCUCCUACCAGCUUGUCCCCACGGGCUCCCCCGGCUCCUCUGGCCUCCACGCUGUCAUCAGUCCCGAAGGCUUCUGUAGGGUGCUUUGAAUCUCUGUCAUCCCUGAGCUCCUCCAAGCCACCAGAGCUUUUGUGUCCCCUGAAGCAUCCUUCACACCGGCCACCUGCGAGCACCCUAUCACCAAACCCAGAAUGA
This is a messenger RNA of Nomascus leucogenys (northern white-cheeked gibbon), 558 nucleotides long. RefSeq lists its product as uncharacterized. Bases 1 to 558 code for a protein of 185 amino acids. The record is from RefSeq and is a predicted model, not a curated record. Lineage: Eukaryota; Metazoa; Chordata; Mammalia; Primates; Hylobatidae. The transcript has 4 exons.